This is a messenger RNA of Penicillium bovifimosum, 2328 nucleotides long. RefSeq names its product alpha-N-acetylglucosaminidase. The coding region runs from base 1 to 2328 and encodes 775 amino acids. NCBI's taxonomy places the organism in Eukaryota, Fungi, Ascomycota, Eurotiomycetes, Eurotiales, Aspergillaceae. The record is from RefSeq and is a predicted model, not a curated record. The transcript has 4 exons.
AUGGUGAAGGAUCCCAAAGUAAAGUCAGAUGCAGAGGCGACUUUCAACGAAAUAUUCCAUGGGAGCAUCGGCGAGGGAACCUUCAUUGCUCGAGUGACCAGUCACCAGGAUGUUGGACAACGAUGGUACCCCGAGUCCACGGAGGGCAUUUCCAAUCUUGUCAAACGACGACUGCCAAAUCAUCUUGAUCAAUUUCACUUUAGUUUGGAUACCACUCUCCAGGGCAAAUACGACUCCUAUGUUGUGACCAAUGCUCCGGAUGGGACAGUGUCGGUUAAGGGGAAUACCCUGAGCGCGUUAUCUUCGGGUUUACAUCGUUAUCUCAGCGAUAUUGCUCAUGUUGACAUAUACUGGUUCAUUGGCAGCCGGCUAGAUGUUGCGCCUCAGAAGUUGCCUCGCCUAACCAGCCCAAUUCAUGGCUCCAGUACAGUCCCUUGGCGAUAUCAUUUCAACACGGUGACUUUUUCCUAUACCACAGCCUUUUGGACAUGGGAAGAUUGGGAAUUACAGCUUGACUGGAUGGCCUUACGUGGAGUGAAUCUACCGCUUGCUUGGGUCGGCCAGGAACGGAUUAUUGUCGACGUCUUUCGUGAGGCUGGCCUCAGCGAUGCAGAGAUUUCCACUUUCCUCAGUGGUCCGGCGUUCCAAGCCUGGAAUCGGUUCGGCAACAUCCAAGGCUCCUGGCAUGGCGAACUACCCCAGACAUGGAUCGAUGAACAAUUUGAACUACAAAAAAAGAUCAUUCGUCGCAUGAUAGAGCUGGGGAUGACCCCUGUGCUGCCAGCAUUUACUGGGUUCGUCCCGGCCAACAUCUCUCGGGUCCUGCCCAAUGCCAAUGUGGUUCGCGGGUCGCAAUGGGGUGGCUUCCCCCUUGAAUACACCAAUGUCACAUUCCUUGAACCAUUUGACGAGAACUUUGGAAAGCUCCAAGCCAGUUUCAUUGGCAAACAGCAAGACGCUUAUGGCAAUGUCAGCCACAUCUACACCUUGGACCAGUACAAUGAGAACGAUCCUUACUCCGGUGAUACGGACUAUCUACGUAAUGUCACUCGCAACACCUGGGACAGCCUAAAGCAGGCGGACCCCGAUGCCGUAUGGAUGAUGCAAGGCUGGCUGUUCUAUGCAAAUUCGGGAUUUUGGACUAAUGAGCGAGUGGAGGCAUAUUUGUCUGGUGUGGAGUCCAAGGACGAUAUGCUGAUUUUGGAUCUGUUUUCGGAAUCCAUCCCAGAGUGGCGCCGAACAAGCAAUUACUUUGGGAAGCCGUGGAUUUGGUGUCAGCUACACAACUUUGGAGGCAGUAUGGGUCUAUAUGGACAGAUCCAAAACCUGACCCAGAAUGCCACCGAAGCGCGACUCGACUCUCCAUCCAUGGUCGGUUACGGUCUCAGUAUGGAGGGUCAGGAGGGAAAUGAAAUUGUGUACGACUUACUACUGGACCAGGCAUGGUCUGCAACGCCAGUGGACACUCGGCAGUACUUUCACAAAUGGGUGACAAGCCGAUAUGCUGGCCAGAAAGAGAUCCCCACUCAACUAUAUGCGGCCUGGGAUUUGAUGCGACAGACAGUGUACAACAAUACGAACCUCACCACUCUGUCUGUGGCAAAGGCAAUUGUUGAUAUUGAGCCCAGGCUCUCGAACCUGGUCGAUGCUGUCGGCACCCACGGGACCAGCCUCACCUAUGAGCCCUCUGUCCUGGUACACGCGUGGCAGCUGAUGUACCAGGCAACAAAAGCAGAGCCCCGACUCUGGUCUAACCCAGCCUACCAACACGAUAUGGUCGACGUGACUCGUCAGGUCAUGGACAACGCUUUCAUUCCGUUGUAUUCGGACCUAGUGGAGUCUUACAACAACUCCCGCUCCACAGAUGACUCCUUAGAGGAGAAGGGAGAGCAGCUCCUACAACUUUUGACUGACCUUGACUCGGUUCUUCUUACCAACCGAAACUUCCGACUUUCGACCUGGAUUGAGUCGGCACGAGCGUGGGCGCAUGGUAACAAAACGGAGAUGGCAUUCUAUGAAUACAACGCGCGCAACCAGAUCACGCUAUGGGGCCCCAAUGGAGAGAUCACUGACUACGCAUCGAAGCAAUGGAGUGGGGUAGUUUCAUCAUAUUACAUCCCACGUUGGCGUAUAUUCAUUGAAUACUUGAAGUUGACUCCAACAGAGUCAUACAAUGCAACUGAGUUGCAUUCACAGAUACGUGCUUUCGAGCUCCAUUGGCAAGAUGAGACCUGGUCAACUCCUGAGCCUGCUGGUGACCAGGUGGACUUGGCCAAGGUUUUGACUCGAGUCGUCCAUCACUGGCCAUCUGUCUUUGGGUUGAAGUGA